Messenger RNA from Dentiscutata erythropus, 1032 nucleotides. The record is from the annotation of a GenBank genome assembly. NCBI's taxonomy places the organism in Eukaryota, Fungi, Glomeromycota, Glomeromycetes, Diversisporales, Gigasporaceae.
AUGCUAUCAUUCUUUAAGGAGCCCGUAUCCAUUAUAUAUCACCACAUUAUAUGGUUAAAUUUAUGUAUUCAUCGUCCACUCAUGAUCACUGUAGAAGGACCCAGAGGCGAUAGUACAUAUAUGAUUUUACCACCAACACCACAUCAUCACGCGAAAACUUAUGCUGGAAUGUUAGUUGCAUACUUUAUGGAUAAUUGUAUGGAAUAUGUAGGUAGUUUAUUAGGUCAAUAUAUGUAUUAUGGACCUCCUGUGGUGAUACAAUUAGAUGAUGGAUUAAUUCAAAAGGACAACCCGGAUAAACAAGACAAACCUCCUUAUGAACAGGAACAAAAUAAAAUCAAUAAAGAUAAAAAUCGAUCAAAAGUUGAUAUCAGAGAUGAGAGUGAUGUGAGAAAUAAAUUCGAUGACAUGAGAAAUUAUGGCACGGUCAAGGGACAAGAUCUUGAACAAAUUGAGCAAAGUUUCGAAUCUAAAGAUCUUUCUACACAAAUAUUUGAGCAAGGAAGUAUUAAAGAGGAAGAAAUUUAUCAAGAGGAUCAAGGGGAAAGAAGUUUGGAUGACAGUGGAAUUGAUAUUGGAGACUAUUUACCUAAAUCAGUUGAUGAAAAUGAAAAAAAUCGAGACAGUGAUUUUGAUGAAUUGAUAACGACUACAGAGAUAUUGGAUCCUGAAGCAAUUCAAUUUAUUGAAAAUGAUAAUUACUUCUUGCUUGAAACAGUUGAUAAAGAUUCAGAUAUUGGCGAAAUAGGCGAAGAGAAUAUCAGAUAUUUCGACGACGAUGACGAUGAUGAAGAUUUACAUCAUCUAAGUAAUGAACUAGAAUCACCUAAAAGUGGUACAGACGAUGAUCCAAUCGCUUUUGAAUCUCGCGUAUCCAACGAUCGGAUUAUUCCGGUUGAAGGUAAAAUAUGUGAAUUUUCAAUCUCAAUUGUUGGGUUUGUUCAGCAUUUUGAAUUUGAUGUUCAAGUGAUAUUCAAUUCACACACGUUGCGGCGAAAAAAUACACAUGGUUCAAACCGAUUUAAUAAUUGA